UUCUACCAAAUAUUUGAAGCAAGAAUCCUUACAAAUUAACGAAGAAGGCACACAUAUGGCGAAGCAGUCAUUGGAGGUGGCGGUUGAAGGAUUGAAGAGGUUUCUUAGUGAGCAGAAUGGCCUCGAUGAAGUGACGGCUGCAAAAAUUGAGAAACUGGCAGCCGAGCUGCAAGGGACAGAUCUCAAUGGCUUUGAUCACCAUGUUCAAAAAGACCCAGUUCAGAUGAUUACAGAAGGGUUUAGAUACUUCAAGACCAACAAAUUUGACAAGAAUCCAGAAUUGUACAAUCGUCUUGCCCAUGGCCAGUGGCCUCAGUUUCUGGUAUUCGCCUGCUCAGACUCUCGAGUUUGCCCCUCUCAUAUCCUGAAUUUCCAACCUGGGGAUGCCUUCAUGGUCCGCAACAUUGCCAACAUGGUUCCACCAUUUGACCAGCUGAGAUACUCUGGCGCUGGCGCAGCCAUUGAAUAUGCCAUCAAAGCUCUUGAGGUACCAAAUAUCCUGGUGAUUGGACAUAGUCGUUGCGGGGGGAUAAAGAGGCUUAUGUCUCAUCCUGAGGAUGGCUCUGCUCCCUAUGACUUCAUCGACGAAUGGGUCAAAAUUGGUAAACCUGCCAAGGCGAAGGUCAUUGCAAAGUUUGGCCAUUUGCCAUUUGAGAAACAAUGUGAACAUUGUGAAAAGGAGUCAGUGGACUUGUCACUGAUGAAUUUACUGAGUUAUCCAUAUGUCCAGAAGGCGGUGGCAAGCAAGAGGCUACGGCUGAUGGGUGGCUACUAUAAUUUUGUUAAUGGAACUUUCGAGCGCUGGGAAUUUGAGUGUCACUUUUCACCUCACCUCCCCGCAUGACGAAUCUGAAUUACUGUAUUAUGUCAGAUUGCUGUUUUACUUCAUAUAUAUAUGUAUUUGCUACUGUAUUUAAUUGGCUUCGAUCGUGGACAGUAUUAUCCACUAAAUAAAGCAUAUACAGCAGCUCUUUCUCUUUGCA
Corylus avellana is the source of this 983-nucleotide messenger RNA. Lineage: Eukaryota; Viridiplantae; Streptophyta; Magnoliopsida; Fagales; Betulaceae. The record is from RefSeq and is a predicted model, not a curated record.